Molecule: messenger RNA, 1993 nt
Organism: Stegastes partitus (bicolor damselfish)
Lineage: Eukaryota; Metazoa; Chordata; Actinopteri; Pomacentridae
Gene: slc34a2b
Product: solute carrier family 34 member 2b
Exons: 12
Coding region: 1-1914 (637 amino acids)
Biological process (GO): intracellular phosphate ion homeostasis; sodium-dependent phosphate transport
Cellular component (GO): brush border; apical plasma membrane; vesicle
Molecular function (GO): sodium:phosphate symporter activity
Source: RefSeq, a predicted model, not a curated record
AUGGCUCCAAGACCACAAGUGGGGACAGAGUCCUCCCCUGAUCUCGACGACAAAGCUUCGACUAAAGAUGCCGCCAUCCUGCCGGCUUACUCCACCGCGGUGCUGGUCAAUAAGGAACCAGAGGAAGAAGAAGACCCCUGGGAACUCCCAGAGCUCAAAGACACAGGGGUCAAGUGGGCAGAGCUGGAUACAAAAGGAAAGAUUAUGAGAGUGGUGACUUCUAUUGUGAAGCUGGUUCUGCUGCUUGGGUUUCUCUACUUGUUCAUCUGCUCACUGGAUGUUAUGAGCUCUGCUUUCCAGCUAGUUGGAGGAAAAGCUGCUGGUGACAUCUUCCAGGACAAUGUUGUGUUGUCCAACCCUGUGGCUGGCCUGGUCAUCGGUGUGUUAGUCACAGUGCUCGUGCAGAGCUCCAGCACCUCCUCUUCUAUUGUGGUCAGCAUGGUGUCCUCUGGAUUGCUGGAAGUGGAGUCUGCAGUGCCGAUCAUCAUGGGAGCCAACAUAGGAACAUCUGUCACCAACACUAUUGUGGCUAUGAUGCAGGCAGCAGAUCGAAAUGAGUUCCGCAGGGCAUUUGCAGGUGCCACAGUCCACGACUUCUUCAACUGGCUGUCUGUGCUGGUUCUUCUGCCCCUGGAAGUUGCCACCAGGGGUCUGUACAGACUCACCCUACUUGUGAUCCAAUCAUUCAACAUCCAGAGCGGAGAGGAUGCCCCCGACCUGCUCAACGUCAUCACAGACCCCCUCACAGACUCUAUCAUCGAGCUGGACAAAUCUGUUAUCACCGGCAUUGCCACUAAUGACCCAGAAGCCAGGAACAAGAGUAUGAUCAAAAGAUGGUGCAAAACAGAGAUAAACGUGACUUUCUGGAAUGAGACACUGGAGAACUGCGCUCCCCCUUCUGUCUGCAUAGUCGAGAAGAACAUGACUUGGGUAGACAACAUAGAGAAAUGCAAACACAUCUUCGUCAAUGUGGACUUGCCAGACCUGGCAGUGGGCCUCAUCCUCUUGGCUCUGUCUUUGUUAGUCCUCUGCUCCUGCCUCGUCCUCAUUGUCAAGCUGCUCAACUCCAUGCUCAAGGGACAGGUGGCUGUGGUCAUCAAGAAGGUGCUCAACACAGACUUCCCCUUCCCCUUCGGUUGGGUUACUGGAUAUAUUGCAAUUGUGGUGGGUGCAGGGAUGACCUUCAUUGUUCAGAGUAGCUCCGUCUUCACCUCAGCUAUAACACCACUUGUCGGUAUUGGUGUCAUUAGCCUUGAAAGAGCUUAUCCUCUGACCCUGGGGUCCAAUAUUGGUACGACAACCACUGCUAUACUUGCUGCAAUGGCCAGCCCUGGAGAAACGUUGGCCAACUCCUUGCAGAUUGCCCUUUGCCACUUCUUCUUCAACAUCAUGGGCAUCCUAUUGUGGUACCCAAUUCCCUUCAUGCGGGUGCCCAUCAGGUUGGCCAGAGGGCUCGGCAACCGAACCGCCAAAUAUCGCUGGUUUGCUGCCCUCUACCUCAUCCUGUGCUUCUUGGUUUUACCUCUGUCUAUAUUGGGUCUGUCGCUGGCAGGCUGGAAAGUCAUGGUUGGUGUCGGCGUGCCAAUCGUUGCUCUAGCUGUCUUUGUGAUUAUCGUCAAUGUGAUGCAGUCCCGCUGCCCCCGCUUCCUGCCCAGGGUCCUGCGCAACUGGAACUUCUUGCCACGGCCCCUGCACUCCAUGGCACCUUGGGACAGAGCGGUAACCUCGUCCUUUGCCUUCUGUGGUAGACACUGCUGCUGCUGCUGCAACUGCAAAUGCUGCCAUUGCUGCCAAAAAGAGGAGGAGGAGGAUGAAAAGAUCAGGAGCAACAGCAUGAAGAGCCUGGAGAUGUACGAUAAUCCGGCCUUGUCUAAAGACGAAGAUCCGGAGUACGUUAAAGCAACACAUCUUUAAUAUUAUUAAGUUAAAUUUGUACCUGUAAGCAAGGCUAAAUGCAAUAAUGUACUUGUAGCACACUUGUAAUUGCUCAUCA